Messenger RNA from Phasianus colchicus (ring-necked pheasant), 645 nucleotides. Lineage: Eukaryota; Metazoa; Chordata; Aves; Galliformes; Phasianidae. The record is from RefSeq and is a predicted model, not a curated record.
CGGAACCUUCAACCUUUUUCCGGUUCCGCUGUGGUCAUGGGCAACUCUCGCGAGAGAACGGAAAAGGCGUGGCCUCGGUGCCACGUCGGGGUUGGAGCCGCACGCUUCAUGGCGACGGCCCUCCUCCACCCGGGGGAACACGUGGCCACCGGCAUGGCUACCGUCAUGGCCGCCGCGUUGGCCCUCUGCCUCCUGCCCUCCGCCUCUCACGGGGACCAGCACCACCACGACCCUUCCCACGAGGACCUCCAGCACCACCAUCACCACCACCACGAGGAUGGCGGCCACGGCCAAACGCUGACGGCCAUGUUUAGUGGCCGUAGCCACCACCACUACCAUGGGGACCCCCAUGGGGACCCCCAUCAUGGCCACCACCACCACCAUGGGGACCCCCAUCAUGGCCACCACCACCACCAUGGGGACCCCCAUGGGGACCCCUAUCAUGGCCACCACCACCAUGGGGACCCCCAUGGGGACCUCCAUCAUGGCCACCACCACCACCAUGGGGACAUUGGCCACGGCCACCACCAUGGGGACCCUCACCACGGCCACAGCCACUCCCAUGGGGACAUUGGCCACGGGGACCCCCAUCGACCCCCACCAUGGCCACCACCAUGGGGACAUUGGCCACGGGGACCCCCUUGA